Zygotorulaspora mrakii is the source of this 3453-nucleotide messenger RNA. RefSeq lists its product as uncharacterized. The record is from RefSeq and is a predicted model, not a curated record. Bases 1 to 3453 code for a protein of 1150 amino acids. The transcript has a single exon. NCBI's taxonomy places the organism in Eukaryota, Fungi, Ascomycota, Saccharomycetes, Saccharomycetales, Saccharomycetaceae.
AUGGUGCUAUACAAGAGGAAAGCGAUAACUCUCCCGGAUCCCAAACCACUGCCGGUAGAUAUAAACAUUGAAGUAUGGCAUAUUGAUGAGACCGGUGAGUGGUUCGAGACUUACGAAGAAUAUUUGACGAGGUUUGAUUUUUACGCUCGUCACCAUUUCACAUGCGAGAUAACGGGAACUUCCUGUUUAACUUUUUUCGAAGCUCUUGAUAGUGAAGAAACUCAGUUUCGUUACGUCGAGGAGAGAUUUCCCCUCAAAUUGCGAGAGCCGGUAGCUCGCUUCUUGCAUUUCAAUGGCAUCAAAAGGCUGGAUGCCCUAGUGGAAAACGUAUAUGCGAGAUUCAAAAAUGACUUUUUCCCCGGUGAGACCGUUUACUUGAGGAAGAAUAAUAAGGACCUGUUGGAUGGAUCACCAAGUCAGGCUAGUCCACAACGAGAGGAUACACCUUUCAAAGGCUCCAGUCGGGAUGAAUCGACGCAACCUCAAUAUCAGAAACCAUACAUAAUUAAAGAGAAGGCACAAUUCAACGCGAGUAUGGAUGCGCAAACGGGAGAGAUUAUCAUGCCAGCUUACUCAAAGUAUAUGCUCAUUGAAGAAAAUCAUGGUAAUAAAUCGCUGAUUGCAGAUCAAUCGCAACUUUAUCGAGAUCGCUCAACAUUUACCAAGCAUUUGAUAAAGUGCUUUUGCAAGAUAACACUGAAAAGGGCGUCUUCUAAAAUGGGGGCUCCGUGGGCUGUUAAAGAAGAGUACUUACCGAUGUAUGGUUUGACAAUGGAGUGGCCGCUAGAAAUGAUAAAGUAUAAAGAAGAUGAUGUAUCUGAGAGUACGAAAAAUAAGCGAGAUAGAUCGGAAGAAGACAUCGAGGAUACAUUACAAAACGGAAGUAAAAACGUGGAGGAGUUGGGAGAAACUAAUAGAGAUGAAGUCGAGGAAGAAUCAUCCAAACGAAGGAAAAAUGACGAGCCAAGGGAAGAAUCUGUAACUUAUGAGAAUUCCGCAGCACCAGCAAUAACUAGCAUCGUCGAAGAUUUGGUAUUGCCUUUCCAGGGGCCCGCAAGUAUAUUCGAUAAAUUGUAUUGCUACAAUGAAUUUUUAGAGUCUGUUCCUGUGAAUGAGACUUCAAUUAAGUCUUUCAAAAAUGUUGAGAAAUUGUUACAGGUUUUCCAAUUUCUUACCACCUUCGGUCCCAAAUUAUAUCUUUCAAACUUCAAUCUCGAUCAAUUCAUUACUUCAAUUAAAUGCACAGAUGCACACGAGUUGAAGGGGGAGGUGGUUUAUGUAAACUGUGCAAGUACCACUAAAGAAAAUGCUAAUGAUGACAUACCGUGCAGUAACUGGAGGCGAAAUGCUCAUUUUCGUCAACUAAUAGAGUCAAAAAACUCCGAAGACAUUAUUUACAGAGUUCUGAAAGACGAACCUGCAUCAGAGGAGGUGAUAGACAAUAUUAAUCACAACGGAUGUGGGUUAUUGAUAGAAGCAUUUGUAGCCGUGCUAAGGCUUUUCAUAAAUGAAGAAGGGGACUGGCAAGUAUUAGUUACUGGAGAAUGGUUGAGUGGUCCAGAUAACCAAGAAGUACCGCAUAAGGACAAAGAGACCUCUAGGACGGUCGAUAUUGAUACAGAAGACUCAGAGUAUGCAAGGAAAGACGAAAAUGAAAUAGAGGAAGACGAAGAGGAAGAGCAAGAGAAAGAGAAAGAGGAUGACGAAUUGAGCUCUGCAUUGGAUAACUGCCUGAAUUACCGAAAUGUUAACUGGGCAGAGAGACUGACGAAAAGACAAUUCAAUAAUGGGUUCUGGCUUAUUAUACUCAUGGGAAUUUUUGAUAGCUGCAAUCACAUACCGACAUAUACAAAUGCAAUGGAUAACAUCACAAAAAAGCUGAUUCCAGAGAAUAUAUCAUCUUCUCAGCUCUCUAAACAGCUUUGGAGAAAUUUUUGCAAAUUGUCGUUUGAAGAAAAAGUUACCUGUUUAUGGAUCUUGGUUGAUCUUGUGUCUAACUUUUCUCCAGAUAUUAAAUCAGCUGUUGACUUUUCGAUGGAUCUUUGCGGGCAAAUUAGGAGUGAGAAGUUUAAGAUAGCCAAGGAUUUAAAAUCUGAACUUUCAACUCUGAAUAAUCUACAAGCAACCUUGAACAACCUUGCAGAAGCGGAAACUGUAGAUGAAUCUGCAUACAGCCAACUGGAAGAGCAAUUGGAGGCUCAAAAAGUGAAAGUAGAUAAUCUACAAUACGAUAGAUCCCUUUUAGGAAAAAAGUUAAUGGAAAAUGACUUUCAAAGACUAAAGCCGUUAGGUAUCGACCGAUAUGGCAAUAAGUAUCAUUGGCUAGAUUUGAGCGGCGCUGUCGUUCCAGAUAUUCAGGAGGAAGCAAACGACAAUUGGCGUCGGCAACAACAAUCGCAGUAUCAUUCUGGAAGAAUAUGGAUACAGGGCCCUAACGAAUCAACAGUCAGGUUUCUCUUAAACAUAUCCUACGCUGAAUUGAGAAAAUGGGUUGAGUUGGCAGAACGUGAAGGAAGUGCAUUUGCAACAAAAGAGGUUUUCCACAUCUAUAGAGCUUGUGAUGGUUCAUACAAGCUAAUAAGUGGGUCUGAUGAAUAUGAAAUUGUAAACAAGGAACAGAUUGCAAAUCCCCUGUUCGAAUUGACGCCAAUUCAAAAGAAAAUCAUCGACGAAACACCGCAAUCUUUAAUGCUCACGGAUAAAACAUGGUAUUGUUUGGAAAGAAUUGAAGAUCUGAGGAUGAUAAUGGAUUGGUUAGACACGUGGGGCCGAAGAGAACAUGAUUUGCUAAGACAAUUCAAAGGUAUUGAAGAGUAUCUGGAGAGCUCUUUUACAAUCCGUGAAAGGCGUCUUCUGUCGUUCAGUUCAGACGAUGCGGAGGAGAAACUUGUAAAAGAAUUUCAGGAGAAUGAACUGACCGCAGAGGAAAUUGGGUUCAGCAAAGCGGAGCUAAUUUCUUCUUCCACUAUGACAAAUGACUCAAACACAUCUGGAAACAAUGACUUUGUAAAACACGAAAAUGAAUUGGAAAAGAUUGCCGAAGAGAUAAUGAGACUGGAUGAUUGUUCAAAAACAAGAAAAAUUCUGGAUAGGAUUGAAAAACUUGAAUCACGCAGGGAUCGUCUAUUAGACAUCAAACAAGCCGUGGAGAGCUCAAUGGGACCUGGUGAAAGAGUACAGGCACGCACUGAGAAGAAACGUAUACGAAAUAUCAUUACAAGAAAGUUGGAAAAGCAGUCGGAGAUCCUUACCGACCUUCUGAAUCGCAGGCACUUCAAAGCAAUGGAGGACGUGAUAGAAUGGAAGAACGACCUGGCUAUUAGAAAAUGGGGAACUCCGUUGCGCAAAAAUGCUUCAGGUAACAAAAAAAAUAACAGCCCAGAUACCGUACACGACAAAUUGCAAGAGAUCAUGAACCUUACUUCGAGAACAAAAGAGGCAGCGACCGUCUGA